This is a messenger RNA of Siniperca chuatsi (mandarin fish), 4945 nucleotides long. RefSeq lists its product as uncharacterized. The transcript has 4 exons. The record is from RefSeq and is a predicted model, not a curated record. The coding region runs from base 1007 to 1912 and encodes 301 amino acids. Lineage: Eukaryota; Metazoa; Chordata; Actinopteri; Centrarchiformes; Sinipercidae.
ACAGAAGGCAUUUCCAAAACCAAAGUACCGUAGAGUAUUAAACAUAAAGGAGUGUUCUACACGGUCAAAAGCCUUACAGAAAUCCAAAAACCAAAUAAAACCAUCAUCUUCGAUAUUGUCUCUAUAGUCCAAUAAAUCAAGAACAAGCCUAAUAUUGUCAUGGAUUGACCGACCUCUGAGAAAGCCAGACUGAGAUUCACUGAUAAUUUGCGAGAUACCUACCUUAAGCCUAUUUGCAAUGGCAUGAGUCAACAAUUUAUAAUCUACAUUAAGUAGUGUUAUCGGUCUCAGAUUGUCCAGAUAUUUCUUAUCCUUUCCAGUUUUUGAAAUAAGUGAUAUGAGCCCUUGUUUCAUAGUAGUCAUUAGAGUUAUAUUUUUGAUACUUUCCGUUAUGGCAAGGAAGAAAACUUUUCCUCCCAAAAGUGCUUAUAAAAGUCCAAAGAGAGUCCAUCCUGCCCGGGAGACUUCCCAAGAGGCAGCUGUUUAACAGCAUUGUCCAGUUCAAACAUUUCAAUGUCUGAGUCACACCAAGUCCUUAAAGUCUGAGCUGAUGGAGGGAAUGUGAUGUUUAAUACUUUCCAAAAGUGAUAAAUCUCUGCCUCGGUCAGAAGGAGUGUAUAAGUCGUUGUAGAAUCUGUGGACAUCCUCUGUGAUUAAUUUUGCAUCUGUGCAUUCAGAGCCAUUUAUCAUCAGUGUGUUAAUAAUAUUUCUCUCCUGUCUCCUCUUCUCAAGACCACAGAAAUAAGCUGUAUUACGUUCACCUUCUUCGAUCCAUUUCGCCCUCGACCUUAUGAAAGCUCCCCUUGCUCUUCUGGUACUCAGUUUGUCCAAUUGGGGAGUCGGAGGAGGAAUCUGAGCGCAAAAUUAGAAACGAGGACCCGAGAAGGAUUUGAAAAGAAAAAGAAAAGGAAGAAGAGUAACUCAAGUGAAUAAAGUCAGAAAGAGGAGAAGUAUCUUGUUGGGAUGGUAGCUGUGACACAAACAGACAGCAUUUUCAAGGAUCCACAUGGUUGGAAAGUUUGUAGGAGGAAAGCUCGGAGAUGUCAGAUCGGUCAGGAUAACAGGAAGUGGGAUGAUUAUCAUUGAAUGUGUGUCAAAGCGUCAGAGAGAGAGAGCCCUGAAGAUUCAUGCAUUUGGAGAUCACAGCAGUGUGAACUGCUUCCCACUUGGUGCAGAAAUAAGGAAGAAGGGAGUAGUAAGCGGCGUGCCACUGACAGUGGAGGCCGAGUUCUUUCAGGAGGUUGAAGAUGUGUGUGAGGCAAAAUGGCUGACAAGAUUCAGAAAUGGGGAGGAGGAGGACAGUAACUCAGUGUGUUUGACGUUUGAGGGGGAGUUGCCGGAAAGAGUGGAUGUAGAUUAUGUGUGUUACAGGGCGAGGCCAUAUGAGAGAGCGCCUCUCAGAUCUUUCUGCUGUCAGGAAUAUGGACAUGUUGCUGCAGGAUGUAGAGGAGGCAGAAGAUGUGGGAGAUGUGGGAAGGACAACUGUAAUGUGGAGGAGUGUAAAGUGGAGAAAGAGCAAGCAAAGUGCCUGCACUGCGAGGGAAACCACCAUACGGGACCAGCACAGUGUCCAAAAAGAAUUAAGGAAGUAAAAAUGAAUAAGAUCAGAGCAGAAAAGGGAUCGUCAUAUGCUGAAGCUGCUAAGAGUAAAAUGGUGGUAGUACAGAAGGAAAAGGAGCAGAAAGGAAAUGGAGAUAAUCAGAGCAUCAGUGUGGACAAGAAGCGAUUUCUGGCAUUUAUUGCCAUGGUUAUAAACUGUGCGGCUGAAAUAAAGGGGAAGUCGGAAAGGAUUAAGAUGGUGCUGGACGCUGCAAGGAGGUUCUUGAAUGUUGUGGACACAUCUGGAGAGGAUCUGGAUGUUACACUGAGGGAAGGAGUUGCACCAACUCAGACAAUGGGGUCUGGGAUAUAGAAUGGACUAUGGCAUGGGAUCACAUUGGGUGGACACUGUAUGUACUUUACACUGUGAAGCUGUUACAAUGCAGUAGGUGGCGGUAAUGCACAAUUAUGGAUGCCAACCGCCAUAAAACUCAACAGAAGAAGAAGGUUUAGAAGAAGUCAAACUUUCAGGGGGGCGGCGGUGAAGAUUCAGAUUGAAGUAGUGAAGAAAGAUAGUUUGGUGAUGGCGCUGCGGAAUCUUUUGUGCAAUUUCAACCACACAUUUAGGAAGUGUACAAGACUAGCAAAAUCGGACGAUGGAGCAAGAUAAGAUAAAUCGCUUGCUUUAUGCUUAACUUUGUUAACGUUAAUCGUUAACUCUCUGUUAUAGGUAAGUUAGCUGAGGUUUGGAAAACGCUAACGUUAGGCCACGUUCUCUACCUAAGCUGUACUUUUGUAAAAACAUAUUAAUUUGACAUAACCACAGUCUUUUUAAACUUUGUGGGUAACUGGGACAUGAUAAAGUGGCUGGUCUGAAUCUUAUAACGUUAGCCUGUGUGUCUUUGUCCUUUACUUAGCCUGUUGCUUUUGCUUAACAUUACUGUGUUUAUUUCCAUAACUUGGAAUGCACACAAUGGAAGCAAGUCUCCGGUGGGCAAGAGGAAGGCGUGUUGAGCCGGAGUUAGCUGACCAGUUUUUCAGAAUCAGAAAUCAGAAAUACUUUAUUUAUUCCCGAGGGGAAACUCUUCAAACUCUUUGUUGGAUCUGAUCUUGGAAUUUCGUCAGGAGCUUGGGGAAGAGCAACCAUGGCCUCGAAGAGUCUUAACUCGCUGGAUGAGAAACAGACUGUUUUGUGUUUGCUGAAAACUUUUUGGAUCCUGAUCGUUGCGCCCCAUAAUGAUCCCAUACCUGCAGAAGGAAGAGACACGGACAGACCAUUCCCUUCACGGAGAGCAAGAUCACUGCUGAGCCCCUCUCCCUACAGUUUCGCCAUUGGACUUGGCUUUGUCAGCGUCCGUGCUUGAGAGAAACUCCGCUGGACAACUCCAAAACAAACUCACACAUCAAUCGUUAGCCGAGAGUGUUUUCAAAAUACAGACACUGAGGCCAGCAGUUCCAUGGAGCAAUGUGUGAUGUGGCAUGUGUCAUGCGGAGGGAUGGUGCAGAGCCUGAGCCUGACCCAGAGGACACCGGUGUCCUGAUGGGGAAAAACUGGAGGUCUUCAGUGGAAUGGGGAGCAUUGUGCUCACUUUCUUUGGACUCUUGAUUUAUUUGGACUGACAUGCUACUCAUCAGACCUCAAAUGUACAUAUGAAGUCCUGCAGAAGAUUUUCCUCGAUCUGGAUACACAGAGGAUGUCAUCAAAGGGACAAUUCCUGAAAAACAAGCUACUGGUGGGAGUGAGUAUUUGGUUGUAUCCCAGACAGAUUGUUUUUCCACUGCACAAAGUGUAAAGCUUUGAAACAGCAGUGCUGAGACUCCACUGAUGAAUUCAUUCAUUUGGAUGGUUGGUUAACUGCGUUCUCUUUUUGUCCCACAAACCUGAGAACCAUUGAACAGCAUUGGCCAGUCUGACCUGUGACCCGGAUAUCAUAAGGUCAAUAAAAAGGAGCCUGUGGGUUCAACCACGAACCUCUCAAUGGUGGCAGAAUGUGAGUGAGACCUGGACUGACAGGCAAUGGCUGCAAAACUUCCGCAUGAGAAGGGGUACCUUCAUAUACUUAUGUGAUCUCCUGCCGCCAAGUCUCAUCAGGAACAACACCAACCACCACCAACCUGUCCCUGUUAAGCUAUGGGUUGCUGUUAGUCUGUGGAGGCUGGCCACCAACCUGGAGUUCAGGUCCAGUUCAGGUUCAGGUGAUGUUCUGGGACUUAAACAUAGGCUACUCUGGUAAAGUCCACUAAGCGAGGGUAUUUGCCAAAUCCUCACUCUACCGCCCCGGCCAAGAUGGAACCCUGUUGCCUGGAUGGACAAAGUCAUUCGAGGGGUUGGAUGUGCCUCUACAUACCCUCUCCUCCCAUGGCUCAUGAAGCCCUUUGCUGAGGGAAGAGGCAUUACACCAGAACAAGUCCAGUUCAACCACAGGCUCAGUAAGGCAUGGAGGACAGUAGAGAGAGCAUUUAGGAGGCUCAAGGCUAGGUGGAGGUGCCUAUUUAAGAGAAAUAACACCCCUGUCACUUUUGUCAGCAGAAUACUAAUGGUCUGUUGUGUGCUUCAUAAUUUUUGUGAAUUACAUAAUGAAUAUUUUGAUGAGGAAGAUGCAGUCUUUGGAAGGGUUGAGGAGGCUGAUCAGGGUGGAGGUGAGGAUGAUGCCGUGACAUUAGAAAUGCCCCGUGUGUCUAUUUUGCUAGACUUUAGGCUCAGGGUGUGACAGUGCACCAGUUUCAAGUCCCAGUGUGCAGAGAUAUACUGGAGAAAGACAGUAAUAGUAGUUUUUUAGGGGUGCAACACAUGGAUUUGAAUUGAUUAAAAAUGUAAUGAUCAAAUCCAAUUAAUACAAUGUACAUACAUUGAUUGAUCAUUAAUGUACUGUACAAAAUGGGUGGUUCAGAAUGCUUUAUUUUUGUCCCGAUUACACUCUCAACUUCAUUUUGGUUGUGUGUUUGUAAGUUCAUAGAAAUAUUGUACGAUGAUUGGAUCACAAUAUACUGCAUGAUCUCUACUGAUGAAUCAACAUUGAGCUCAUUCUUUCAUUCAUGUUUUCAUUACUAUUGACUUUACCACAAUAAAAAAAGUACUUUUUGGAGUUAUUGGCUGUCAAUUUUCAAUAUGAAAAAUUCAUUGCUACAAUAUAAAAACAAUAACAGAGGUGGCAAAGUCUAAUAGUGAAGCAGUGCAUUAUUUGAUCAAUAUCUUUGAACCAUUUAAAUACAAUGGCGGGGGGGGGGGGAAGGCUACAUCUUUUGAGGUAGAAAAUAGUGCAGAACUAGCGCUUUUAUGUUUGAUGAAAAUCCUUAUUGCAUUUAUAAAAUGGCUAAGCUUUAAAUGCUUUGUUCAAUAAGGCAGAACAGUUCAAUAAAUAUGUGUACAUUUGAACCUGAAAAUAAAGCAUUUGUACAUUUUCGA